Perca fluviatilis (European perch) is the source of this 6077-nucleotide messenger RNA. RefSeq names its product THADA armadillo repeat containing (gene thada). Lineage: Eukaryota; Metazoa; Chordata; Actinopteri; Perciformes; Percidae. Gene Ontology annotation, cellular component: cytosol. Bases 88 to 5772 code for a protein of 1894 amino acids. The record is from RefSeq and is a predicted model, not a curated record. The transcript has 38 exons. Gene Ontology annotation, biological process: tRNA methylation.
AUUUUAUCCUCUAGCUUGACAUACAUUUCAGCUACCAACUGAAGAAGAGAAGCUCCAAGUAAACCUCAUGCUGAAUUGAGGACAGUCAUGGUGGUGAAGAAGAAGACGGCCAAAGUAGAGGCUGUGGUUUUGGAUGAGGAGAACCUACACAAGCUGAUAGCAUCCCUCUCUGUGGAUGGAGGAGAGGAUGGAGUCAGGCAAGUUGCCCAGACCCUGCAGUCCUGCUUGGAGCUGACCGAGCCGGUGCAGCAGAUCCAGCUGGUUAAAAAGGCAGGGUCCCAGCUGGAGGCACUGAGUGAAGAGGAGCCUGAUGGAGCUCUUCUACAGGCCUGUCUACACACCCUGUCUCUGGUCUACACCUCCCUGCAGGCCAAGAACCCCCUACGACGAGCCAUUGCCAGUGCCUUGGGUUCAGUACCAGCCUGGCUACAAGAGCAUACUGUAAGCAGUUUGUCUGCCUGCUUGUCCCACUGUCUGUCCAACCCAACUACAGACCAGUAUCCACACCUCGUAGACACCAUCUCUGCCUGUCUGGAUGGCUUCCCUCUCGGUGAGAGAUGCAUUCACAAACUGCUGCCGGAAGUGUUGCAUUUUCUUCACAGGGGAUUAAGUGAAUACCUUCACCAGAACAGUGGUCUAGCAGGACGUCACAUUGUCCAGGCCCAGCUGAUGCAGUCCUGUCUGGCAGCCGUGAAGACCUCCAUGCUGGUGAUCCAGAGAUCCCAGGAGACCAUCGGCGCUGCCCUGCAGGCUGAACAGAAUCACUGCAAGCUGGAGGACACGAUGAGCAGCCUCCUGGGCUGCUACACACACAUCCUCACUGAUGAGGAGUUCGUCCAGUCAGUCCAGAGUACAGCCGGCAUGGCUGUAGUGUUAUUGAUCAGGUCUGUCAUGGGUCGUGGAGAUGAAGUUGCCUCUGUGGUGUGCAGUUUGCUGCGCGGCUCAGCGCAGGGUUUGGACUCCGCUCCUCAGUGGCUAAAGCAGAGGUGUGAGGGACUGUGGACCAGUGGUCGCCCGCCGGGUGUCUCUCUCUAUCUGUGUCAUGGGGCUUUGGCCAUGUUGAGCUGGAAGGGCGCUUUCCCAGGGCCCCGGUGGGAAGAGUUGCUGCUGUUGGUCCCAAACACGCUGCUGGAUCUAGAUGUCAGUAUAAAGGAGUCCAGUACAGCCAUGGUGGUGGCCCGGGUGUUGACCCUGUGGAGCAGUGCUGCGCUUGACUGCCUGCAGGGGGAGAGGCUGCCCUGCCCUCCGCGCCUCCGACAGUCCCUCAGCGGCGGCUCGGAGCUACAGCGACAACUGCUGGAGCACAUCUACUCCCACUGGGAGCACCCGCUGGACGGAGUCCGCCACCAAACCCGCUCCCUGUUUCGCAACCUCCUCCUCCUCCAUCAGCGCACCAACCCGUCUGUCUCCGACCCAACCAAGGACUCUUACGUCACGGAGCUCUCCCAAAGCCUGCUGGGACUGGAGUGGCACAUGAGGGGGAAGUACGGCUCCUUGGGCUGCCUCGUGGAGCUCUUUGGGGCAGGCUACCUGCUUGACAUCCAACCCCAGCUGCCUUCAUGUCUCCUGGGCCUUAUGGGGGACCAGACCCUGGCUCCUUAUGCCAGCGACCUCCUGGAGAGGCUGUUUGUCAGCCACAAGGCACAGCUGGCCAGUGAGGCUGUUGCGGGGGACAAGACGGCCACAGAGGACUGGAUGGAGUGUUGGCACCAGACGUGGGUAACCCCCCUGCUACAGGUGCUGUGCCGUGCCAGGCUGGACCAGACCACGUACAUCCUGGACUAUUUCCUGCCCAAGCUGCUACGCUGCAGCCCCUCCAGUCUGGCGCACAUGGUGCAGGCCUUGCAGGACCCACCGCCAAGCAGCACAGGCCCUUCAGGCAGCAGGGGUGCACUGGGAGCUCUCAUGACAUGUUUGCGGGCAGCCAGGGCCCAGGGUGUUGUUCCAUCCUCAAAGGAGGGUCUGUGGGGAGGACUGGUGCCCCUCUCCCUACUCCAACAAGCACUGGUACACAAACAUGAUCAAGUGAGGUUGGAUGCUUUGGGGUUGGUGUGUGAGAGCCACCGCAGCACUGAAGCGCUGUCCUCCCAGGAAAUGGACCUGAUCCGCCACUUCCUGCUGCCUAAUCUCAACAGUCAGUCACCAGGCGUCAGACAGCAGACAGUCAGCCUGCUGAAGAAGCUGCUUUGUAGAGAGUUCCUGCGCUGGCUGUGUGUGAGGCUGCUGGAGGUUUUGCUUCCUGGAGCUUCCUUCUCUAAAUGCCUUAUGUCCCUCCACCUGCUGUGUCUACUGGGGGAGCUCUUCACCUUCAGCACUGGCCCUGAUGUGUUUGCCCUCAGUGAAGUUGUAACCUCUGCCCAUGCUCAGAAUGUCCUCUACUGUGUUGCCAGCAACUUCCUGGAAGUCAAACAACUGGCCUCAACGUUACUACGGCAACUCCCACCAUCAGCUGUGGGACUACAGGUGCCAGAGAGGAUGCGCAGUGUUCUUCAGGCUGCUCUGGACCUCAGUACCAGCACCAAGCCUUUUGACAGCGUCACAGCAGCCCACCUCCUCAACCUGCUGCUCCAGCAGCCAGACCUGGGCCAGGCUCUGCUGCACUGUGCCCAGGAGCAGGGCCUCGAGUUCCAGCCUCCCUCCUCACCGCCCCAGGCUUCUGAGACCGUCAUGUUGGAGCUCAACACACUGGCUGUGGUCCAGUUCUUGCUGUGCUGUCUGCAGUUAGAGGUGUCCAGGUCUGAGUCAUCUCUCUUGCAGGCAGCUGCUUCCUAUCCUCUCUAUGGCAGAGCCCACUGCAUUACUGCUGUCCUGCAGCACCUAAACACGGAGACUUUGAGCCAGCCUGAGCAGUGGAGAUGUCUGGUGUCAGACCUGAUCGCUGUGUGCUACAGGAUGUCUGACGUGGUCUCCCCUGUAGUCCAGAGUUCCUCCCCAGAAGGACUCAUCCCCAUGGAUACAGACUCAGAGACGUCAGCAGGGCUGCACAGGAUCCUGCAGGAGAUUCAGCCCAGGGACACCAAUGACUUCUUCACACGUGCCAGAGAGCUGGACACACACCAAGGAGAUGAUCACACACAGACCCAGACCCAGACCCAGACCACACACACACCGUCACUGAACACAGGCGGCGAGGGCUACAGGGUGACAGCCCAGAUGGUGCUGGUGUGUUGCUGGCGGAGCAUGAAGGAAGUGGCCAUGCUGCUUGGACAGCUGUGUCAGAGCCUGCCUCUGCACUACACCAAGGACACCCACGCACACCCUGGACUCAUCACAGAAGAACAGGUGGAGGGGGUAGGCCUGUACUUCCGUCAGCAGCUCCUGCAGUCCCGUCAUCGUGGCGCCUUUGAACUGGCUUAUGUAGGCUUUGUACGCCUCACCGACAUGCUGUGCAGGAGUGGAAGUCCGGCCCUGCAGCAGCUUCCGGCCCGCUGGCUAUCUGAGGUUCUGGAGGAGGUCAAAUCCUGCGACCCGUCAUCCAAGCUGUGUGCCACACGACGCAGCGCUGGCAUACCCUUCUACAUCCAGGCUCUGCUCUCCUCUGAGCCCAAGUCGUCAAGUUGCAGUCUGUUGAAAAUGACCAUGAGAGAACUGACUGCUUUGGCCAUGCCCUCUGCUAACCGGAACACUGACAGCUCCACCGUCCCUCAGGUCCAUGCUCUGAACAUCCUCAGGGCUCUGUACAGGGACACUCGUCUGGGGGAAAACAUCAUUCCCUUUGUCUCCGAUGGAAUGCAAGCUGCUGUACUGGGCUUCACCUCUCCUGUUUGGGCAGUGAGGAACUCCUCCACUCUUCUCUUCAGCACUCUGAUCACAAGGAUCUUUGGAGUGAAGAAGGGGAAGGACGAGCACUCGAAAAAGAACAGGAUGACGGGCCGAGAGUUUUUCACUCGGUUUCCAGCUCUCUAUCCGUUCCUUCUGAACCAGCUGGAGGAGGCUGCAGCCACGGUGGAAAGUGACAGUGGUCAUGUGAAGCUUCACCCAAGUCUGUUCCUGCUGCUGCUCGUGCUCAGUCGACUCUACCCUUCUCCUAUGGAUGGAUCAUCUUCACCUCUGGGUCUCGCUCCUUUCAUGCCCUUCAUCAUUAGAUGUGGCCACUCGGCAGUGUAUCGGACCAGAGAAAUGGCGGCUCGGGCCCUCGUCCCCUUUGUGCUGGUAACCCAGGUCCCAUCCACCGUCAACGCGUUACUGCAGGAGCUCCCUGCAGCGCCCGGACCCAAAAUCCAACACAACCACAUCCACGGGACUCUGCUGCAGGUGCUGUUUUUGCUGCGCUCCUACCAGACUGACUCACACAGACCCCUGCCAGCAGGAAAUGGCAUCACCGAAGGCCUCUGUCAGCGCAUGUGGCUCGCCUCUCGACAAAAUGGCUGCGUGGUGACCAGAGGAGCCUUUCUGGAUGUGUUGGUGUGCCUGUGUGGGCUGAAGAUCAGUCUUCUGGAUGAUUCCGAGGUCAGUGAUCUCCGCCAGGAAGCGCUGUCCAUCCUGAUGGCCUCAGACCUCGUCACCUCCGACGCUCCCUCCGCCACCCCGGGGCCCGGCAACGCCCAGUACCUGCUCAGCCUGGCCCGAGUGGCCCUCAGCGCCGGCGUGGAGAUCCCCGAGCUCUGGGGGGGUCCACGGGUCACCAGCCAGCUCCUGCAGUGUCUGCUGCGGUGCCCGCUGUACGAGGUGAGGGAGCUGGCACUGGAGGGGGUCCUGAGGAGGCUGCAGGAGGAGGGAACGAAGAGGAGACCUCAGUGGGUGGACCAGACCACCCUGUCUAACCUGACCGGCCUGGCUCUUCACGAGACACACCCCCAGUGUCUGGCCAAUGUCCUCACGGUGUUGGGCGUGUUGAGCUCCGGCGGGGAGCUGGAAUGGAGGGACGGUGGGAAGAUGUUGUCCCAGGAGGAGGUCCGGCUGCACCUUCUUGCUCUGGCUCAGAAUUCUUCUCACAGUGUGGAGCUCCACUGUGCUGCCCUGACCCUGCUCUCUCUACUGGUGGUUCAACUGGUGAACUCCAACCCUCAGGGUGCGAGUGCAGUGGCUUGUUUAGCUCAGUGGGCGGAGCUGGUGUGCUCAUGCUGCAGCGAGGAGCAGCCAGCGGAGGUGAAGCUAACGGCCGCCACGGUGCUGGUCAGCUGUACAGCCACUGUGCUGACCAGCCCUCGUCUGCCCCUGGGUCUGUCCACGACAGUCUCUCUGUGGAGGAGUCUGUUUACGCUGCUGCAGGAUGAAGACCAGGAUGUCCGUGAUUCAGCAUCUGACUUCAUCUCUAACGUACCAGCACAUCUCCUCCGUACAGAUGUCCCCGGUGUGUCCGUGUGUCCUCCGGUGGCCCUGGACUCAGGCGUGGAGCUCCUGUGUCGGCUCUUUGAGCUGUGGGGGCAGGUACCGACGGGUGUCCUCGCUCUGACCGAGUGGCUGCUGGGAGAUGAAGAAGCCUACGAUGACGCGGUUCCAGACGAGGCUUCCAGUCUGAACGAAGAGGACUUCCUGUUCGAGAAGGGGGAUCUGAACCUGUGGGCCGAGCCGGUCCAGUGGGCGAAGCUGCUCCACAGACACGUCGGCUCCCUCGCAGACACCUUUAAGCAGACCCAGGCCCCAGGAAGCGCAGUCCACCAAAUCCAUACGCUGUCGACGCGGGCCCGAGCCGAGGCCCUGGGCUCGCAGCAGGCCCUGGACUCCCUCCCUGGCCUGCCCCAGUUCUCCUUCACCACGGAGCACACCCGCCUGCUGCUGCGGCACCAGAGGGCCACUCUGGCUCUAGAUAUGCUAGAGAGGCUGAGGUAGAGAAGUUAGCAGUGUUUGCCUCUUAAUAGCACCCUUUUUCUUAGGAAAACAAUUGUUAAAAGUCAGGGUUUGUAAUAUUGAAAUAAAGGAAAAGUUAUCAGGUAAAUGCUGCAAUGAACGAACGCAUGAGACCACAGACUGGCUAUGUGGUCAUGUCUUUUUAUUAUCACGUCAAGGGAAUGAAGGAAACAUUGGGUUGUUUGUUUUUUUACUCUGUACUUGUCUCUUAUUUUGUCUUUCAAAUGUUGCCCUCACUGAUUACCAGAUGUGUUUUUAAUUUUUAUGAUUACAGUUCCUUGGUGUCU